This is a messenger RNA of Thrips palmi, 2382 nucleotides long. RefSeq names its product myosin-2 heavy chain, non muscle-like. The transcript is spliced from 6 exons. Bases 164 to 919 code for a protein of 251 amino acids. Lineage: Eukaryota; Metazoa; Arthropoda; Insecta; Thysanoptera; Thripidae. The record is from RefSeq and is a predicted model, not a curated record.
ACUGUGUGUUGUUACUGUUGUUGUGGAGGUUAGAGGCCAGGCCAAGCCCAAGCGCCGUCGCGUCUUGUCAGCCGGAUUUGUGAUUGCGAAGGGGUUUCGCCUUGGUGCUCGGCACGCACGUUGCGCGGCCCUGCGGCCCAUUCUGUCCAAGCUCAAGCUAGCCAUGGGCGUGGACCUGCUGCGCGGUGGCGGCGGACGCGGCCACUUCUUGAUCGCCUGCUUCGCCCUGCUGUCCCUGUUCCUCCUGUUUAACUGGUGGUCCCUGUCAACAGAGAACCUCGACUUGCUCAAGCAGAUUGACGACCUGAGCCAGCACAUGAAAUCGAGUUCCAAUUUGUUGGAUCAAUGCCGACGAGACCGAUCAACACUUGAAGGUAGAGUUAAGCGCCUUGAAGAGGACAAUGAUAAACUAGUACAGACGGUUGAGUCCGAAAAGCAAACUGCCCAGAGACUCGAAGGCAAUCUGAAGGAGAGCAACAAAGAAACACUUGCUUCCGAGAAGAAGUUCGAUGGUGCCAACACCAAAUGGAAAAUGUGUGUCACUGAGCUGGAUUCCUUAAAAAAAGUUGAUAUUGCCAAAAGUGGCACUAUAGAUUCCAUGCGUAUUGAGAAAACCGACCUAACCACUCAGAUACAGGAACUUAAGGAUCAGGUUGCAAAACUUGAAAGUCAACUGAAGGAAAAAGUAGAAAAUGCACCAAAGAAAACUUCAUCUAGCACAGCUGCAGUACCUCAGAAAGUUGAAAAUGAUGCAGUGGCAGAAAAUGAGGUAAGGAACAUUCCUGAGCCCUACCAUGCAGAGGAAAAGGAGUCUGAGCACAGAGGAGACCAUCUGGGUGACAAGGAUGACCAAGCAGUCGAUGAACGAGAGCUAGAAAUGCAAGGAAACGGGGAUGAGAGGAAGGGUUCCAUUGCGUAACCAUGAAGAAAUUAAAAAUGUGGAAAAUAUUUUGAACAGGCUGUGUGAUGGUUUUAAAGUAACCGAAGUUGGUUAAUGUAAGCCUGGGUUCAAUUUGUGAAGCAGUAUUUAAGCCUCAAUUAUGAUCUUCAUAAUGUACAAACUCUCAAUGCUCAAAAACUUAACAAAAGUAGGCACGUGAAAUGUUUGCUUGAUAUUGUAAAGUGCAACUUUGUGACACUUUGCUCCAAGAUUACAUUGCAUACUUAACAGCAAAAAAAUGCAAUUCAUGUGAUAUUGAUGUUGACUUCCUUUUGAUCUGUAAUAUUUUUACCAAUUUAGUUUCAUGAUCAAACUCUUUCAUCUUUCAUUAGACCCUAUUGUUUUUAGCCUGUUUCUCAAAAUUUCGUAAGUCUCUUUACUGCUUGUGCUCUAUAAAAGCUUAACAUUAUGUGUCACUUGAAUGUAGAAAUCUAGAAAGUCUGUGAAUUUUGUACAGAUACUGUGUAAAUCUCGAAUUGCAGUAUAUUACUGCUUUGGCCAACUAUUGAAUCUUAACAGGCUUCAUUUGCCAGUGGCUGAUAAUUCUCUUUGCACCUAAAAGCUGGAAUGGAAUGGAUUGCAAAUGAUGCAGCUACAGAAAAUCCUAUGUUAUGUUUAUUUGCAACUUUCUUCCGUCCAUUUGAAUUGCUGAGCUCAAGGUGCUAUUUUUAUUCUCAUUAAGUUUUAUAUAUGGUUUGUGUUGAUACUGUUACCAUGGAAUACAUGGUUCACUAUAAGAUUGUGUUAUGUUUUAAUUGCUGUAAUACUUUUAUUGUUGUCAUUUAUGUUUUAGAGUUAAAAAUUAUUCUACUCCUUAAGGGUAAAGUCUAUAGUAGUUAUCAAAUUCUGUCGAUAUGUGACUGAUGUCUUCUUGAUUAUAGUUAUGCCGUUCUUCUCUCAUUAAAGCCAUUCAAUUUUUUGCUUAUUAUCCUAUUGGUCGAAAAGGUGUGCUUUGCCAUAGGGGCAAUUGACUCUCAAAACUACUAUUACUCAAAGCUAAAGCUGCCAACUUUGAUUUUCCUCUGUAGACUAAGACUUGUAUUUUUUACAAAUGUCUGACUUAUCUUUGUAAGUACAAUUAUGUAAUGUAACACCUACAGGGUUCCUGUUGUUUUAUGAUGUGGUUUAGGUAAUUGAUGAUAUUUGUAAAAGCAAAUUUGUCAGUUUGAAGCCAGUGGUCUAGCCUGGACGUAAAGAAAAAUUGUGGACUGAAAGAAAAUCCUAGUACUGGUAGUUAAAGGUAUCUGUUGUGCUCUUUGCAUACAAUAACCGCUUUGUAAGGCUCUAUUAUUGUUCUGCUUGUUUAAAUGUUUUUUCUGAGAUCAAAUUUUAUGAUAGUCUGUUGUGUAAAUGCAAUGGUACAGUGAUGAAGUAAAUUAAAUUGGACAUGUUUUGUAAUUAUAUAAAGUGAAAUAAAGUGAGUGCCUUAAAAUUGCAUUGUA